Molecule: messenger RNA, 4222 nt
Organism: Bufo bufo (common toad)
Lineage: Eukaryota; Metazoa; Chordata; Amphibia; Anura; Bufonidae
Gene: RDX
Product: radixin
Exons: 14
Coding region: 265-2025 (586 amino acids)
Biological process (GO): regulation of organelle assembly; regulation of cell shape; positive regulation of early endosome to late endosome transport
Cellular component (GO): cytoskeleton; microvillus; adherens junction
Molecular function (GO): cell adhesion molecule binding; actin binding
Source: RefSeq, a predicted model, not a curated record
UCUGUCCGCCGGCUGUGACCUCCCCUCAGAAGCGGCCAUAUUGUGCAGCCCUCCCUCCUCUCUCCUCCUUCUCGUCUUCCUCCCCAGGGAGACUGCGCGGCCUCAGCCCACACAGCAGCAGCAGCAGCAUCGCCGACAUCCUCCGGAGCCGCCCGAGUAACGGAGCCUGCAGGAGGGAGGAGGCGGCGGCGGUAACGGGGGAGCCCGGGGCCCUCACACAGGAAAGGACAAUCCUUUUGCUGUCUGUUAGAGCGCGCAGACAAGAUGCCGAAGCCGAUCAAUGUACGGGUCACCACCAUGGACGCCGAGCUGGAGUUUGCCAUCCAGCCGAAUACAACUGGGAAACAGCUCUUCGACCAGGUGGUGAAAACUGUGGGUCUACGAGAGGUUUGGUUCUUUGGGCUGCAGUACGUGGACAGCAAGGGUUACUCUACAUGGCUGAAGCUCAAUAAAAAGGUGACUCAGCAGGAUGUCCGAAAAGAAAACCCUCUGCAAUUUAAGUUCCGCGCCAAGUUUUUCCCAGAGGAUGUUUCCGAAGAAUUAAUUCAGGAGAUAACCCAGAGACUGUUCUUUCUGCAAGUUAAAGAAGCAAUAUUAAAUGAUGAAAUCUACUGUCCCCCCGAGACGGCGGUCCUGCUGGGAUCCUAUGCUGUGCAGUCAAAGUAUGGCGAUUACAGCAAAGAUGCCCACAAGCCGGGUUACCUGGCCAAUGACCGCCUGCUGCCUCAACGGGUUUUGGAACAACAUAAAUUGACGAAAGAACAAUGGGAAGAAAGAAUACAAACCUGGCACGAAGAACACAGGAGCAUGUUGAGGGAAGACUCUAUGAUGGAAUACCUGAAGAUUGCCCAGGAUCUGGAGAUGUACGGUGUCAAUUACUUUGAAAUAAAAAAUAAAAAAGGAACUGAACUUUGGCUUGGUGUGGACGCAUUAGGUCUUAAUAUUUAUGAACAUGAUGACAAGUUGACACCGAAAAUUGGAUUUCCUUGGAGCGAAAUCAGAAACAUCUCAUUUAACGACAAAAAGUUUGUUAUAAAACCAAUCGACAAAAAGGCUCCGGAUUUUGUCUUUUAUGCUCCCCGAUUAAGAAUAAAUAAACGGAUCUUGGCCUUGUGUAUGGGCAACCACGAGCUCUAUAUGAGGCGAAGGAAACCAGACACAAUUGAAGUUCAGCAAAUGAAGGCUCAGGCCAGAGAAGAGAAGCAUCAGAAGCAGCUGGAGAGAGCUCAGCUAGAAAAUGAAAAGAAGAAAAGGGAGAUAGCAGAGAAAGAAAAAGAAAGAAUAGAACGGGAAAAGGACGAACUGAUCGAACGCCUACGGCAAAUUGAGGAACAGACACUAAAGGCACAGAAAGAAUUAGAAGAGCAGACUCGCAGAGCUUUAGAGUUGGAGCAAGAGAGGAAAAGGUCAAAAGAAGAGGCAGAGCGACUGGAGAAUGAGCGACGGUCUGCAGAAGAAGCGAAGGCUGCACUGGCCAAACAAGCUGCAGACCAGAUGAAAAACCAAGAACAGCUGGCAGCUGAACUUGCCGAAUUUACUGCUAAGAUUUCUUUACUUGAAGAGGCGAAGAAGAAAAAGGAAGAAGAAGCGUCAGAGUGGCAGCAAAAGGCAUUUUCUGCACAAGAAGAUUUGGAAAAAACCAAAGAAGAGCUAAAAACCGUGAUGUCUGCUCCACCACCCCCUCCACCUCCUCUCCCUCCACCACCUGCCGCACCCGCAGAAAAUGAACACGAUGAGCAUGAUGAGAACAGCGCAGAGGCCAGUGCAGAACUGUCCUCUGAGGGGGUGAUGAAUCAUCGGAGUGAGGAGGAGAGACUGACCGAAACGCAAAAGAACGAGCGUGUAAAGAAGCAGCUUCAGGCUCUAAGUUCUGAGUUGGCACAAGCAAGAGAUGAAACCAAGAAAACUCAGAAUGACGUUCUUCACGCUGAAAACGUAAAAGCAGGCCGCGACAAGUACAAGACACUCCGCCAGAUACGACAAGGAAACACGAAACAGCGCAUCGAUGAGUUUGAAUCCAUGUGAAGAGGCCUCGCCCCUAACGCCGUUCUACACUAUGCUGAAUCAUCAACAUAGAAGUAGGCCUUUGAAGAAUCGAUGACGAAGCGUGCCCCACCCCUUGCCAAAGCACCUGUACCAGUCUGACUGUGGAGGAUAGACGAUCACAAAUGGGUUUUAUCUGCAGGGCUGAAGAUAUCGCAUCUCAUUUCAGUUCAUAACACCAGCAUAUCAAUGUUACUAAUUCAUAUUGUCACAGUUAGUGUUUCCUGAAAGUUAGUCGUUAGCUGCUAAUAAAGAUUUGAGAUUUGAAAGGACAGCUCAAGUAUGAGUCCAGAACUGACAAGAGUUUAGCGAGUUGUUUUUUUUUUUUGUUUUUUUUUUAUAAUUUGGGAUUAUUUGUAAUUUUAUGUCCCAUCAUGAUGUUGCUUAAAAUGUUCUGGAACAGAGUAAAGUCCAUGUCCUGACAAUUGGUUUAGCAUAUUGGCAAUAACAUGACAUUAUAUAUAAAUAUAUAUAUAUUAUUUUUUUCUUUUAUAAUAAGAGGUUAGUGUUAGGGAGUGAGCUUUAUAAUACUACCUCACGUACACAGGAUGACUGGUCCUCGUAAAACCAACAACAUGUUUUAUUUACUAAGAUUUACCCUAGUUUGACUUCUUUUUUUUUUUCUUUAACUUUAUUUGAUUGCUUUCACUGUCUGUAUUAGUUUGUAAAGUAGUAACAAGCAUAUUAUUUUAUAGGAGACCGGUAACCAUACAAAUACUAACAUCCUAGGCAUGACAAACGCUAUAUACAAUCCGUUAUUCAUAUAAUGCGCCUUUUCUGUCAGGGCCCACCCUCCAGUCCGGAAUGGUGAUUGUGUCUAAGGACUAAGCAGCCUCUAAACUACUUCUCCCAUCAUGCUAUGGUAGUUGCAGGCUGCUCAGUCCUUGAGUCGAUAUGUGAAUUUUUUUAUUUUUUUUCUGUUUGAUAAAUGUGAAAUUAUUAGUGAGAAGCGAUUCUCAAGAAAUGCUUUAUAAGCGUCCGCCAUUGCAUUGUAUUGUCCGAUUAACUAAACGUUAGCGGUAUUCACAUCUAUGUAAGCAGCCUUCAGUGUAAUUGUACGGCAUUCAGUUUCCACUGCUUUGGAUAGUACAACCUUCAUCAACCCCGGCAGGUGCCAUUUGAACUCUUGGUACCCACUGGGGUCGAGCGUUAUUAAAUGCAGUCUACAGACACAUCCUGUGGACGUGUAUGGCUCCUUUUAAGGUGUUCAUUAUGGACUCCCUUGCCCCACAUAAGUCAAGCACAUAGAGCGGACAUCCACGUUGGUCUGCGACAUUGCUAUUUAAAUUUCAUUAUUUUAGAGGCUUAUUGUGUAAAAAACUAAAUCUGCUGCCAAACCCCUGGACGUCCUAACGCAUCGGCUGUCGGAUUGGAGGCAGAACAUAGCCAAAGUAUCCACCAGCCCGCCAUGGGUAUCCUCCAUGGGUUCUAGUGCAAAAUGAAGCUGCUGUCAUUACAUUUCAUACGUAUAUAUAUGUACGCAGAUAUAGCACAGGCCUUAAGGCACAGCAGUAUCAGCUGGCAUUUGUUUGCAUUGCACAGAGAAUUUAGGUAGUGUUUCCAGGCGUAUGGUCCUUCCUAUAGUUACUUUAUAUUAUAGCCGCUCCUGAAUGGACGAGCAUAUCCGACAGGCUUUAACUCUACCAUAUCAUUAUCAGUGUUGGAAUGCCAAUCGCUCACUGGUGAGUAGUUCAUGGCGAGCAAACGUCUAGAUUUGUAGUGCAAGGUAUAGGAUGUUGGAAUUAUGGACAAGUUUGAUAACUCACUUGAGGUUUUGAUUCAAGUGAAUGGCCCCAAGUAUAUGUGGCCAUGAUCUAAAAAGGGAAUUUAUCAGGCACUUAAGUCUGUUUGUUUUUUUUUGGUUUUUUUUCCCCGGAUAUAAUAUCCUUAUAAUUAAUCCUGCUAAGGAACUAAUGAGCUGACCAAGCAGCAGUCAGUAUACUGAGGUAAGGGAUUAUAUACCGAGCAUAGGUAAUACCACAAGAGCAUGAACAUGGCUUCAAAGAGUUCUUUACUUUCUUGAAGAGUUUUGGUCAGACGCUCUGAACAUCAGGUAUUGAUCAUUUCAUGACAGUAAAUUUAGGAUUAUUUUUCCCUUUUACGAAAAUCUUUUGUUGUACAUGAAAGUUGCAAUUAUUUUCAACCAGGUUGUUUAACAAUAAAGAUAUAAUGGACGUUU